CUGAACGGGCUGAGCGUGACGGGGGACGCGCAGCACCAGUACCAGACGCUGCACAAGAUGUACAACAACUGCGAGAUCGUGAUGGGCAACCUGGAGAUCGUCCUCAUCGACCACACGCAGGACCUCUCCUUUCUGCAGACCAUCCGGGAGGUGACGGGCUACAUCCUGAUCGCCAUGAACGUCUUCGCCUCGCUGCCGCUGCAGAACCUGCGCGUCAUCCGGGGGACGCAGUUCUACGAGGAGAAGUACGCGCUCUUCGUCCUGCUCAACUACAACCCCAACACCACCCACGCUCUGCGCCAGCUCGGCCUCAACCAGCUCACAG
Messenger RNA from Charadrius vociferus (killdeer), 325 nucleotides. RefSeq names its product receptor tyrosine-protein kinase erbB-3-like. The transcript is spliced from 2 exons. Lineage: Eukaryota; Metazoa; Chordata; Aves; Charadriiformes; Charadriidae. The annotation marks the transcript as partial. The record is from RefSeq and is a predicted model, not a curated record.